Molecule: messenger RNA, 1075 nt
Organism: Gossypium raimondii (Peruvian cotton)
Lineage: Eukaryota; Viridiplantae; Streptophyta; Magnoliopsida; Malvales; Malvaceae
Product: transcription factor bHLH118
Exons: 3
Coding region: 198-917 (239 amino acids)
Biological process (GO): regulation of transcription by RNA polymerase II
Cellular component (GO): RNA polymerase II transcription regulator complex
Molecular function (GO): RNA polymerase II transcription regulatory region sequence-specific DNA binding; DNA-binding transcription factor activity, RNA polymerase II-specific; protein dimerization activity
Source: RefSeq, a predicted model, not a curated record
UGAUUAACAGUGGCCGGUGAGGUCAUUUUCCAUAAUUGCUUUAGUUUAUUCUAAGGGGAAAAAAAAGAAUUUGCAGAAAAGAUUCUUUUUUUUUCCCAUUGAAGAAUGAUCAAUAUCUCCAUUAUUUUUGGUGAUCAACAGACAAAAUUAAAAAAAAAAAAGAAGCUUUAGUUCUUGAAUAAUUAUCAUUGAACAAUAUGCUUCCUUUACACCAAAGCGAUGACCUGGUGUACCAGAUUUUCUCCCAUACCAAACAACACAAAAUCCCACAAGAUCCAAUCACUGGUCACACCGUAGUGGUGGAAUCCAACCCUAUAAUAUCAAACCCCACGGUGAAAAACCGCGGCCGGAAAAUCUGUCAUAUGGAGGGCGGCGCCGGUAGUGAUAAAUACAAGAAACAAAAGCUACAUAGAGAGAUUGAACGGCAAAGGAGACAAGAUAUGGCUUCCCUUUAUGCUUCACUUCGAUCCCUUCUCCCUGGUGAAUACAUCAAGGGAAAGCGGUCGAUGUCGGAUCACAUGAACGAAGCAGUGAAUUAUAUAAAACAUUUGGAGAAGAAAGUCAAGGACCUUGAUGCUAAAAGACAUGAACUGAAGAGAGUGUCUGACUUAGCAAGUGUUGGUUCAAGAACCAAACCAGCUGCUGCUUCAAUUUCAAAUCAUUGUUUCAUAAUCCGACCAUGUUUGAUAGGUAUUGAGAUCAUGUUCCGUUGUGGCGUUGAAGACCAAGAUUUGUCUUUAUCAAGAGUGUUGGCUGUUCUUGUUGAUGAAGGACUUCAUGUUGUUAGUUGUUUUUCUACCAAAUCAGAAGAAUUUUUGUUUCAUACCAUCCAAACCGAGGUUAAUGAUCCGACAAGUGUGAACAUAUCAAGGCUGCAACAGAAAUUACCUCAAUCUAGUGAAGUAACUAAAAAUUAACCAUUUAUGUAUCAUUUAGGUUUCGUAGGAAUUUGAUCUUUUCACCAUUGGCUUAUAUAUAUAUUGACUUACUGCAGUGUUGGAGUUUUAAUGAACAUCAAUGGAAGGAGAAAUUGUUUUUAUUUGGAAAAAAUGUGUAUAAUAAAUUUUUUUUCUAA